AUGAAGACCGCCUGCGCCGCCGCCGCCUAUCGAUGCCUGGCCAAGGAGGCGGGCAGCAGCUGCGCCAUGAACCCGGAGCUGACAAUGGAGCCGCUGCACGGGCCGCCGCUGCACGCGCCGCCCGGCCAUGAGCCCGAGCUGCUGGGCAGCCCCAGCCCGCACCACCACCCGCCGCCCGGCCGGCCCGCCGGCGCCCUGCGCGUCCACCCGCCGCCCGGCCCGCCGCCGCCGCCCCACCAGGAGCUGGCGGCGGCCUCGUCGCGCUCGGCCAUGGUGAGCAGCAUGGCCUCGCUGCUGGACGGCGCGGGCGACUACCGGCCCGAGCUGUCCAUCCCGCUGCACCACGCCAUGAGCAUGCCCUGCGACUCCUCGCCGCCCGGCAUGGGCAUGACCAGCACCUACACCACGCUGACGCCGCUCCAGCCGCUGCCGCCCAUCUCCACCGUCUCGGACAAGUUCCACCACCCGCACGCCCACCACCACCACCACCACCACCCGCACGCCCACCACCACCCCCAGCGCCUGCCGGGCAACGUCAGCGGCAGCUUCACCCUCAUGCGCGACGAGCGCGGGCUGCCGGCCAUGAACAACCUCUACGGGCCCUACAAGGAGAUGGCCGGCAUGGGCCAGAGCCUCUCUCCGCUGGGCAACGGCCUGGGCGCGCUGCACAACAGCCCGCAGGGCCUCCCCAACUACGCGCCCGCGGGCCACGACAAGAUGCUCAGCCCCGGCUUCGACACGCACCCGGCCAUGCUGGCCCGCGGCGAGCAGCACCUCCCGCGCGGCCUGGCCACCCCGCCGGCGCCCAUGAUGGCCCACCUCAACGGCAUGCACCACCCGGGCCACGCGCAGGCCCACGGGCCCGUGCUGGCCUCGGCCCGCGAGAGGCCGCCCUCCUCCUCGGGCGCGCCGGUCGGCAACUCGGGCCAGCUGGAGGAGAUCAACACCAAAGAAGUGGCGCAGCGCAUCACGGCCGAGCUGAAGCGCUACAGCAUCCCGCAGGCCAUCUUCGCCCAGCGGGUGCUGUGCCGCUCUCAGGGGACCCUUUCCGACCUCCUAAGGAACCCUAAACCUUGGAGUAAACUCAAAUCGGGCAGGGAGACUUUCCGCAGGAUGUGGAAGUGGCUGCAGGAACCCGAGUUCCAGAGGAUGUCAGCCCUGAGACUCGCCGCAUGCAAACGUAAAGAACAAGAACCAAACAAAGACAGGAACAACUCCCAGAAGAAAUCUCGUCUGGUUUUCACCGAUCUCCAACGAAGAACACUUUUUGCCAUCUUCAAAGAGAACAAACGUCCGUCCAAAGAAAUGCAGAUCACCAUCUCUCAACAGCUGGGCUUGGAACUUACUACUGUCAGUAACUUCUUCAUGAAUGCUCGGAGGCGGAGUCUCGAGAAAUGGCAGGAUGAUCUCAGCACCGGGGGAUCUUCCUCAACCUCCAGCACUUGUACCAAAGCAUGAUCGAAGAGCAGAAUCUAAAUUGGGCACGAAUCAACUAAUAUGUAUUAAAAGAAACGGAUUCUUAACGGGGCCCUUCACUGGUGACUUGAAAGCACAGUUCUCUUAGCCAGUAAUACUAAUUUACAGCAUAGGACAUUCAAUUUUAUUUAAAUGACUAUUUGUUUUUUUUUUAAAUGUACAAGUCAAAAAAGCAUCCAAGACAAGCUAAGCAUGUCUGAAAUAGAAGUAGGUCAUUCAUGACUCCAAUUAAUCCACAGCCAACAUGGCAGAGCCAAAGCUCCGAAUAUUUAUUCAUCCGCUUUGAAGUCAAUGGGGUUGGCCAAAAAGAUGGCACCCAACUUAGAAAAUUGGUCACCAAAAGAAAUCCAAACAUGUCUGACCUAAUUUAUUUUUCCGAAUGCUUAGAUUAUUACACACUACACUAUACCAAAGCUCACAAACAUGGAAACACACAAGUACUGAGCACAAACUUUAAAUAGACCUAAGAACAUUGGGUUUUUAUUUUAGAAACUCAGGCAUUGUUACAUUGAAUAUUUUCAGAAUGAUCCGACUUCACCCUUUGGGCUUUUAAAAAAGAUAUUGUCUUUAAAAAUAAUAUUGUCUGUGAACAUACAGUCUUGGAUCAGUACGAUUCGGUUCCCUUGAACCCAAACUAUCAAGCACAAAGACAAUAGAUGUAGAAAACAGGAACAGCUCUGGACUCUUCGCCUGUUCUUACAAGACGUGCUCGGAGU
Messenger RNA from Eublepharis macularius, 2192 nucleotides. It is a transcript of the gene ONECUT2, whose product is annotated as one cut homeobox 2. Lineage: Eukaryota; Metazoa; Chordata; Lepidosauria; Squamata; Eublepharidae. Gene Ontology annotation, molecular function: RNA polymerase II cis-regulatory region sequence-specific DNA binding; DNA-binding transcription factor activity, RNA polymerase II-specific. Gene Ontology annotation, biological process: regulation of transcription by RNA polymerase II. The coding region runs from base 1 to 1458 and encodes 485 amino acids. Gene Ontology annotation, cellular component: nucleus. The record is from RefSeq and is a predicted model, not a curated record. The transcript is spliced from 2 exons.